AUGGCCCAGUUCUCUACAGAAUCCCCCCAGGACCAAGGUUUUGACCAUGGGAUCGAGGCAACAGGGACGGACUUCCCCCACAGCCCUGUGAAUGUAACUGAAGAAAGAACACACCCUUCAGUAGUACCCUACUUUGUCCUGGUCAUCAGCCUGGGUGGGCUGGUGAGCAAUGGCCUUGUCAUCUGGAUUCUCAGCUUUUGCAUUAAGAAGAACCCCUUCUCUGUCUACAUCCUUAACCUGGCCUGGGCUGACUUCCUCCACCUUGUCUGCUGGACUCUAAUCACCAUAAAUUUUUUCUUCCCAAGCCCAUUGAUUUCCAUCCAUGUAGUCAUCGCCCCUGUCACAGUCAUUUUCUACAGCGUGGGGCUGAGUCUGCUGGUGGCCAUCAGCACGGAGCGCUGCCUGUCUGUUCUCUUCCCCAUCUGGUACCAGUGUCUCCGGCCGAGACGCACGUCCGCGCUGGUGUGUACCCUCGUCUGGCUCCUGUUUGCCCUGCUCCUGGUGGCGAUGGGGUUAAUGUGUGUGUAUUUAGCCCACAGUUUCUGCUAUGGUUUUUUUGUAACUAGUUCACUGUGGAUUCUUCUGCUCAUUGCCCUGAUGAGUGUGUCCAGCCUGGCUCUGCUGCUCAGUGUCCAGUGUAGCUCCCAGCGACGCCAGCCUCCCAGGCUCUACGUCCUCAUCCUGCUCACGGUCCUCCUGUUCUUCCUCUGCGGUCUGCCCUUUGGGAUUUUGUUGUUGAUGCAAUCCUUGGAACUAAGCUUCCCUUUCAUGAUGUACCUUUAUAAAGUCUCACCCCUCCUGUCUACACUGAAUAGCAGUAUCAACCCCCUCAUUUAUUUCUUCCUAGGGAGUUCCAGGCAGAAGAGGCUAAGGGAGUCCCUCACCCUUGUGCUGCAAAGAGUGCUAGGGGAGGAGGCAGAGCUGGAGGAUGGUACGAAGACAGCCUCCAUUGGUCCCAUGGAGAUUACCCUCUGA
Messenger RNA from Antechinus flavipes (yellow-footed antechinus), 975 nucleotides. Its product is annotated as mas-related G-protein coupled receptor member X2-like. Gene Ontology annotation, molecular function: G protein-coupled receptor activity. The record is from RefSeq and is a predicted model, not a curated record. The transcript has a single exon. Bases 1 to 975 code for a protein of 324 amino acids. NCBI's taxonomy places the organism in Eukaryota, Metazoa, Chordata, Mammalia, Dasyuromorphia, Dasyuridae. Gene Ontology annotation, cellular component: membrane. Gene Ontology annotation, biological process: G protein-coupled receptor signaling pathway.